This is a messenger RNA of Falco peregrinus (peregrine falcon), 5183 nucleotides long. It is a transcript of the gene PHLDB1, whose product is annotated as pleckstrin homology like domain family B member 1. The record is from RefSeq and is a predicted model, not a curated record. Bases 400 to 4689 code for a protein of 1429 amino acids. NCBI's taxonomy places the organism in Eukaryota, Metazoa, Chordata, Aves, Falconiformes, Falconidae. The transcript has 24 exons. Gene Ontology annotation, biological process: regulation of microtubule cytoskeleton organization. Gene Ontology annotation, molecular function: protein binding. Gene Ontology annotation, cellular component: basal cortex.
GGUCUCGGUGAGCAGCAGCAGGUCGGGCAGGAGUGGACCCCCUGCACGCCCCUGCCCGUGGGGGCUCAGGGCAGGCGGGUGAGUAGGUGGCAGCCUGCAUGCAGUGGAGUGCAGGGGCUCCCUGGGAGCAUGGUGGCGGUGCAGCAGCGUGUCUGCUGCCUGCCUGGCGUCGGAGGGGGCCCUGUUGGUGGGGCUGGGCGUCCUCCCAGGUGAGGCCUCUGCCUGCGCUGGGAGAAGAAAGGGGCUUUUGUCUUCCAGGAGGCCAGGACUGAGCGGGUAGCCCUGCGCGCAGGGGGCACGGGGGCCGUGGGCUGCUUGGCGGUAACCGAGUCCGACCCCUUGGCAUUUGCUGCCUUCACCGCUUCCCACGGCGGGAACAAGCAGCGCGUUCUGCAGGCGAUGGCGGGAGAAGAAAGGCUGCCUUGUCCGCCCCAGUGGUGGGGCGCCGGCCGGAGCGUGGCUGCACUCCCAGCCCGCAUUCCUACAGCAGAGCCGGCUGGAGAGGGGCUGCACCCCGUGAGGAGCGGGCUGGGGGGAACGGCAGGCGUCUCCUCUGCGGUGAGGAGCCAGCCUUUGUCCAAGAGUGCCCAGCAUCUCCGAGCGGGCACCAUGGAGGCAUCUGGCAGGACCCACGCCAGCCCAACCCGCAGAGUCCAGACCAUCAUCCAGAACAGCUCCCUGGACCUGAUUGACACGGGCAAGGGGCUGAAGGUGCAGACGGAGAAGCCGCACUUGGUGAGCCUAGGCAGCGGCCGGCUCAGCACUGCCAUCACGCUCCUGCCCCUGAAGGAAGGGAGGACCACCAUCGGCACAGCCGCGAGGGACAUCAUCCUGCAGGGCCCUGGGCUGGCGCCCCAGCACUGCUACAUUGAGAACACGCAGGGGACACUCAUCCUGCACCCCUGUGGCAACGCCUGUGCCAUCGACGGCGUGCCACUCCAGCAGCCCACACGCCUCACCCAAGGGUGCACCAUCUGCCUCGGCCAGGCCACCUUCCUCCGCUUCAACCACCCUGCUGAGGCCAAGUGGAUGAAAAGCAUGAUCCCAACAGGGGGCAGGAGCCCAGCGGCUCUCUAUGGGCUGCCAGCAAAGCCCAAGGCCCUGGUGAAUGGUGGCUGCCAGCCUUUGGAGCGCGGGUGUCCCAGCCACAGCUCCCUCGUCAGCUCCAUCGAGAAGGACCUGCAGGACAUCAUGGACUCACUGGUGCUGGAAGAGCCGGCAUCCCAUGGCGGCAAGAAGCCACUCACCUGCGGCCGGUCUCCCCUCUCCCCUGUGGUGAAUGGGGGUGGGUGCUGCCUCCUGUCCCCCCCACGCAGCCCCGGGGCCACCUCGGUGGGCUCCAGCUAUGAGAACUUCUCCCCUCUCUCCUCCCCGCCCAGCAGCGGUGGUUACACUAGCCCCUCGCCCAGCAGCCAGGAGCAGGGUCCAGCUGUGCCCCCUGUUGUCCCACUCCGCUCCUCUAGCUACAACCACACCAUGCAGCUGCCCCCCCAGCGCCCGGCCCUCCCACCUAGUGGGGGUCUCGGUGAGCCUUGGCCAGCCGAGAGGCUUGGGGACCACCGGGCAGGCAGCCCCCGCCUGACCCCCAGGCCAGCACCACGGCCACGGGCAGCUCUGCAGGAGCGGCCUCCCAGCCCCUUCCGGGAGCCACGGGAUGCCCUGGCACCCAGCCGGCAGCCCACCUGCAAGGUGGUCCCAGAUGCCCGGCUGCAGCCCCCCGAGAGCCCGCGGGCAGCCCGGAGGAAUGUGGAGAGCAUGCGGGAGCUGCCCCCCCUGAGUCCCUCCUUGUCACGCCGGGCUGCCAGCCCCCGUGUGACCCCUGAUGCCACCUCCCUGCAGCCCCGGCUGGGCAGGGAGGUGCCCAGCAGCCCCCGCACCAGGCGCAAGGGCCUGGAGGAGCCAAGGGGUGCCAGGAGCCCCUCGCCCCCACUGCCAGCAGAGACCCCCCAACGCCACCCCAGCUUCAGCACCUGCCUGACUCCAGCGUAUGGGCUGGGCUCUCUGGCUGUGCCCUCACCCCGGCAGAGCCCUUGCUUGCCCAGGAAGCCCUUGGGGGACCCACGGCCACUGACAGGGCCACGGGAGCGCAAGAACAGCAUCACUGAGAUCAGUGACAACGAGGAUGAGCUGCUGGAGUACCACCGGCGGCAGCGGCAGGAGCGGGUGCGGGAGCAGGAGAUGGAGCGCCUGGAGCGGCAGCGCCUGGAGACCAUCCUGAACCUCUGUGCCGAGUAUACCAAGACGGAUGGCACAGAGCUGGGCGAUGUGCACUGGCGCCUGGCUGGUGACACGGAUCCUGGCCGGCAGGUGCCCAGGGGUGCCGUGAUUCUGGGCCGUGUUGCCGAGGAGCUGCGGCAGAGGGAGAGUCUGGAGAGGUCAGAGGAAGAAAACCUGAAGGAGGAAUGCAGCAGCACUGAGAGCACCCACCAUGAGCAUGAGGAGCUGGCGGGUCCCCGGGCCAAGGAUGCGCAGCGGCUGGAGGAGGAGCGCGCCAGUGUGCUCUGCCGCCUGGACCAGCUGAAGGGCCGUGUCAAGGAGCUGGAGCAGCAGCUGCAGGAGACAUCACGAGAGGCAGAGAUGGAGCGGGCGCUGCUGCAGGGCGAGCGGGAGUCGGAGGCGGCACGGCUGCGGCAGGAGCAGGAGGCAGUGCAGCAGCUGCAGGAGAAGCUCUCUAGCCUGGAUGCCAGCAUCCGGAAGGAGAGGGACAAGGAAAGGGCAAAGGUUGAUGCUGAAAGGAAGGAGCUAGAGCAACUCCGGGUGCUUUACCAUGAGUCGAAGAGCCAUCUUGAUAAGUGCCCCGAGUCAAUGCGGGAGCAGUUGCAGGAGCAGAUGCGAAGGGAGGCUGAGGCACUGGAGAUGGAGGCAAAGCUGUUUGAGGACCUGGAAUUCCAGCAGCUGGAGCGGGAGAGUCGCCUGGAGGAGGAGUGUGAGGCACGGGGCCAGCAGCUCCUGCAGAGCCGGGCCGAGUGCCACCGCAGCAUCGCUCGCAGGAAGGAGCGGGUGGCUGCCCUGGAUGCCCAGGCUGCCCAGAUCCAGCUGCAGAGCACCCAGGAGGCUGAGCGCCUGGCCAGGGAGAGGAAUGGCAUCCUGCAGCUCCUGCAGAAGGAGAAGGAGAAGCUCAUGUCUCUGGAGAGGCGAUACCAACUCAUCACAGGUGGCAGGAGCUUCCCCAAAAUGUCCUCAGCUCUCCGAGAGGAGACCCUCCAUAUCUCAGAGCCUUAUGAGUUGUUGGGGGGAACUAAGCCCAUGAGCCCCCUGCCAACAGCAGCUGCCUCCUUAGCUUCUCCUGCCACCCGCUCCUACCCUAAGGCACAAGAGGAGUACAUGAGGCUGUCUGACGUUUUCAGGUUCUGCAGCAAUGUGCACGGCCCCAGUCCGGACACUAAAGCUUCUGCUGCUGCCCCUGCUGCCACUCAGUGCUCUUUCUUGCUUGCUGUACCUCCUGCAGCCAAUGAGGUCUAUCGUGCCAAGACGGAGGGUGAUGCCGGUGCCCUCACCCCUCGGAUGAAGAGCGGCACCCCCUCGUCCUCACAGCUCAACCUCUCUGUGCUGGGGCGCAGCCCCUCACCCAAGGGCCCCCCAAGCCCUGCAGGCAGCCUGCCCCGCAACCUGAUGGCCACGCUGCAGGACAUUGAGACCAAGCGCCAGCUGGCCCUGCAGCAGAAGGCUGAGCUGCUCCCAGCAGAGCUCUUGCAGCCGGGCGAUCCACCAGGUCAGCAGGUGAUUGAAGAACAGAAGCGGCGGCUGGCAGAGCUGAAGCAGAAAGCAGCUGCCGAGGCUCAGUCCCAGUGGGAAGCCCUGCAUGGGCAGCCCUCCUUCCCCACUGCCUUGCCCCCGCUCGUGCAUCACUCCAUCCUCCACCACCACCGUCCCCAUGGUGUCAGGCCCCGGGCCGAGGAGCUGGACCACGCGUAUGACACCCUCAGCCUGGAGAGCUCGGACAGCAUGGACACCAGCAUCUCCACCGGCAACAACUCCGCCUGCUCACCUGACAACAUCUCCAGUGCCAGUGGGAUGGAUGCGAGGAAGAUUGAGGAGAUGGAGAAGAUGCUGAAGGAGGCACACGUGGAGAAGUCACAGCUGAUGGAGUCCCGGGAGCAGGAGAUGGAGCUGCGGCGGCAGGCACUGGAAGAUGAGCGCCGGCGCCGAGAGCAGCUGGAACGCCGGCUGCAGGAUGAGACCGUGCGGCGGCAGAAGCUGGUGGAGAAGGAGGUCAAGCUGCGGGAGAAACACUUCUCACAGGCUCGUCCCCUGACACGGUACCUCCCCAUCCGCAAGGAGGAUUUCGACCUGCGGCUGCACAUCGAGUCCUCGGGCCACAGUGUGGACACCUGCUACCAUGUCAUCCUGAUGGAAAAGAUGUGUAAGGGCUACCUGGUCAAAAUGGGCGGCAAGAUCAAGUCUUGGAAGAAGCGCUGGUUUGUCUUUGACCGCAUGAAGCGCACCCUAUCCUACUACGUGGAUAAACAUGAGACCAAGCUGAAGGGUGUCAUCUACUUCCAAGCCAUCGAAGAGGUUUACUAUGACCACCUUCGCAGUGCUGCAAAGAGCCCUAACCCUGCGCUCACCUUCUGUGUCAAGACCCACGACCGCCUCUACUACAUGGUGGCACCCUCGGCCGAGGCCAUGCGCAUCUGGAUGGAUGUCAUCGUCACUGGGGCAGAGGGGUACACCCAGUUCAUGAACUGAGGGGUGCGGGGGUGCUGCACGCCCUGGAUCCACUGGCUUGACAGACUCUCCAUCAUCCCAAGCCAAGAGGGUCUCCUGGGGGGCCGUGGCCCCUGCUGCACCCUGUGCCAAGGGCCACGGUGGUUGAGCUGGGCCAUGCCCCACACUGGCAGCAGUGAGCGUCACCUGCUCAGCCAAGGGAAUAUUAUUUUUUUUUUUUUAUGUUGACUUUUUGAAAACAAAAUUUAUUGGAAACAUAUCAUAGUGCUGAAACGUAAAAAGCUGCCAAAGACCUUUCUGGUGCCUGGAGCUUUCUGCCUCAGGGAGACGCGGGCUUACUCACUGCCAGGCUUUCCCAGAGAGGUACGGUGCGGCCAGCUAGCCCCAGGCAGCAGGGACCCCCUGUUUUGGUAGCCCCAGACACCUCUUUGUAAAUCUUUUGUAAUCCGGUAUUAUGCCCCCCGCCACGGGGCGCACAGGGGGGGCUGCCCAGCCAUAAAGCAUUUUGUGGAGCC